This is a messenger RNA of Ipomoea nil (Japanese morning glory), 493 nucleotides long. Its product is annotated as acyl-coenzyme A oxidase 3, peroxisomal-like. Lineage: Eukaryota; Viridiplantae; Streptophyta; Magnoliopsida; Solanales; Convolvulaceae. The record is from RefSeq and is a predicted model, not a curated record. Gene Ontology annotation, cellular component: peroxisome. Gene Ontology annotation, biological process: lipid homeostasis; fatty acid beta-oxidation using acyl-CoA oxidase. The transcript is spliced from 2 exons. The coding region runs from base 64 to 348 and encodes 94 amino acids. Gene Ontology annotation, molecular function: fatty acid binding; acyl-CoA oxidase activity; FAD binding.
AUGUAAUAAGACUUGGAUAUUCAUCAGGUGGGCAUAGCAAUUGCAAUAAGAUACUCAUUGACAAUGGGAGCAUUUUCAGUCACACCAAAUGGACCUGAAGUUUUAUUGCUUGAUUACCCCAGCCAUCAAAGACAACUACUCCCUCUUCUUGCAAAGACAUAUGCCAUGAGCUUUGCUGCUAACUUCUUGAAAAGGAUGUAUGUGAAGAAGAAACCUGAAAUGAUCAAAACCUUACAUGUUGUUUCAAGUGCCUUUAAGGCUACCUUAAGCACGCAUAAUAUGCGAACACUUCAGGUAGUAGCAGACAUCACAGUUGUGAUCAAAAUGUCUUGUGGAGUCCAUUUUUAACUUUUAUUUUAGAUUAAAUAUUAUCUUGUGUUUAUAAUUUAUUAUUGUGAUGAAAGUAUUGAGAUUGAUUGAUAUAAAAUAUUGUAUUGAUAGUAUUGUAUUGAAAGUGCAUUGAUAAUAUUGUGUUCAUAAUAUUGUAUUGAUA